Messenger RNA from Xiphias gladius (swordfish), 1519 nucleotides. It is a transcript of the gene wdr4, whose product is annotated as WD repeat domain 4. The transcript is spliced from 11 exons. Gene Ontology annotation, cellular component: nucleus; tRNA methyltransferase complex; cytosol. The record is from RefSeq and is a predicted model, not a curated record. Bases 84 to 1337 code for a protein of 417 amino acids. Lineage: Eukaryota; Metazoa; Chordata; Actinopteri; Istiophoriformes; Xiphiidae. Gene Ontology annotation, molecular function: tRNA (guanine(46)-N7)-methyltransferase activity; protein binding. Gene Ontology annotation, biological process: RNA (guanine-N7)-methylation.
UCAAGAGGGGUGUGUUUGGUGAUGUAAUUUACGCGCGACAAAAUAUGCCUCUCGCGUAGGCUACGGUCGCGUGUUACACAGUCAUGGCUGCUGUCGGUUUCUGUGGAGAGUGGUUUAUUUUCACCUGCGACAAGACACUAGUCGCAGUUCACACUAAACAGACCAGGGAACCAUUUGUUUUUGACUGCAGCACUGCUGAGAAGAAGCCAAAGAAUACAAAGAAUAACAACAACAGUGAUGGCGACGCCUCAGAAGAAACAGGAGGUGACAAAGUGCUUUCUUUCACUGUGUCUCCCUCUGGAAAGCUGGUGGCAGUGACCGAUGACACCAAGAGACUGGUUCUGUUUCACUGUGAGCCUUCAUGGCAGUGUAUCAGCAUAAGGUGGGUGGUGAGGAGGUGCACAUCCAUGGUGUUCAGUAAGGCCGAAGAUGAACUGCUGGUGGCUGACAAAUCAGGAGAUGUGUACUCCUUCUCAGUGGUGGAGCCGAAGAGGGAGGGCGAGCUCAAGAUGGGCCACCUGUCCAUGUUGCUAGCUAUAACCAUGUCACCGGAUGACAAAUACAUCAUCACAGCCGACCGUGAUGAGAAGAUCAGAGUGAGCCACCUCAGGUGUCCAUACAACAUCCAGUCCUUCUGCCUGGGACAUCAACAGUUUGUCAGUGCCUUGCUGCUCCCAUCAGCUCAUUCCCACUGUCUGCUGUCUGGAUCAGGGGAUGGGACCGUGAAGCUAUGGGAGUAUAAGUCUGGCCGUAGGCUGCAAAGCUUGGACCUCAAAGAGCUUGAAGAGACACCGAGCUCUGAGACUGACAAAGAGAAGAAGCCAACUGUGUGCCAGAUCGCCAGCUCCCCUGAUGGAUGCCACAUUGUUGUGCAGUGUGAAAGAGUGUCCACAGUUCAGUUUUUCACUCUGGACCGGGUGAGUGAAGAGAGGCUUGUACCACACAGCAGGCUCUCCCUGCCGCACUGUCCCCUGGACAUGACCUUCGACCCAGAAGGACGGCUCUGGGUGCUAAUGGACUCCAAUGAUGCACCACUCCAAAUCUACACACACAGACAAGACUCCUGGGAGUGUGAUGCUGAGAGCCCUGAACUGAACACAGUGUCUGAAGCCCUCAAGCCAUACUGGGAGAACCUUGAAGCCUCCACAAGGACCAACAACAGCUUUGAGCAUCUGUACAAAACAAGUUUUGACAAUGUGACGGCAUACCUGCAGAAGAAGCAGCAGAGAGUGCAGGAGCAGCAGUUGAAGAGGACAAUGAAACAGAAAGCGAACAACAAUAAGAAGGCCAAGAAAGAGAAGUCAGGAACUGUAACUCAACAACUCAACUCUACCUGAACAGACACUUUGAAAAGAGCGCUAUUAUUUCCUUUUAUGUUGGAUGCUUUGAAUGAUGAAUCUGCAUUGAAUGUGUGUAUCAGUAACACACAUGGAGUGUGUGUGCUUUGCCACAUGGCCUUUGUAGAUGGAUUUUUGUUUUCCUCAAAUUUUUAAAAAUAAACACAGCAGCUAACAUUAAA